AUGGGGGCUCUGCUGGACCCAACUGAGAGAUCGCUCUAUAGGGAUGUCAUGCAGGAGAACUAUGAGACGGUGGCCUUGCUGGCGUUUCCAGUUUCGAAACUAGAUGUGAUCUUGCAGCUGGAAGGAGGGGAAGAGACGUGGGUCCCAGACCUCCAGGGCUCAGAGAAGGAAGUGCUCCCAAGAAAUGCCUACACAGGUGACAAGAUGAUGAGUGAGAAUGAGGAGGAGACACCCCAGCAGAAAUAUGCUGAGCAAGUAGAACCACAUCAGAUGUUAUCAGGAAGAUCCAAAGGAAAUGAUUCCAGGAGUUGUGCACUCCCAGAAAAAGCAAAAGCCUGUGAGAGUCAGCAGAGGCCAGAGGAAAACUUCAGUAGCCACUCGGACCUUAUUACAUGCGAGAGAAUCAACUUGGAAGUGACACGCUACACAUGCAACGAGUGUGGGAAAAGCUUCAAUGGGAUGUCUGAUCUUCUCACACACCAGAAACUCCACAGUGGAGAGAGACCAUUCAUGUGCUCUGAGUGCGGGAAAAGCUUCAAUAGGAGCUCCAGCCUCAUAAGCCAUCAGCAAAUCCACACAGGAGAGAUGCCCUACACCUGCUCCGAGUGCGGGAAAAGCUUCCAUCACAGCUCUUCCCUGAUCACACAUCAGAGAAUCCACACAGGAGAUAUGCCCUACACAUGCUCUGAGUGUGGGAAACGCUUCUAUCGGAGCUCAACCCUUAUCCGACACCAGCGAAUCCACACAGGAGAGAAACCCUACACAUGCUCUGAGUGUGGGAAACGCUUCAGUGAUAGCUCAUCCCUUAGCACACAUCAGAGAAUCCACACGGGUGAGAAACCUUAUGCAUGCUCCGAGUGUGGGAAGAGCUUCAAUCAGAGCUCACACCUUAUCAUACAUCGUAGAAUCCACACAGGAGAGAAACCCUACACGUGCUCUGAGUGCGGGAAAGGCUUCAGUGAUAGCUCAUCCCUUACCACGCAUCAGAGAAUCCACACGGGUGAGAAACUUUAUGCAUGUUCCGAGUGUGGGAAAAGCUUCAAUCAGAGAUCUGCCCUGACCACACAUCAGAGAAUCCACACAGGAGAGAUGCCCUACACCUGCUCUGAGUGCGGGAAAAGCUUCAGUGGGACGUCUGACCUUCUCGCACAUCAGAAACUCCACAGUGGAGAGAGACCAUUCAUGUGCUCUGAGUGCGGGAAAAGCUUCAACAGGAGCUCUUCCCUUAUCACUCACUGGAGAAUCCACACGGGAGAGAAACCUUAUGGAUGCUCCGAGUGUGGGAAACGCUUCAAUGCGAGCUCACAUGUAAUCAGACAUCGGAGAAUCCACACAAGGGAGAAACCUUAUGGAUGCGCCGAGUGUGGGAAAUGCUUCAAUCGGAGCUCCAGCCUCAUCACACAUCAGCGAAUCCACACAGGAGAGAUGCCCUACACCUGCUCUGAGUGUGGGAAAAGCUUCAAUCACAGAUCUUCCCUGAUCACACAUCAAAGAAUCCACACAGGAGAGAUGCCCUACACCUGCUCUGAGUGCGGGAAAAGCUGCAGUCAGAGCUCAAACCUUAUUAAACAUCAGAAAAUCCACAUGAGAGAGAACUGUAAUAAAUGCCUUGACUAGGGCUGGCUAAAGAUAUUUUUUUUUUUUUUAAUCACAUUUGCUAGUUCCCACAUAGUGAUUUUUGCACCAUCUUCACCGUGGUUUCUCAGCUCCACCAGAUGAGUUUCCUCCUUCUGCCUUUUCAGCUCACUCUUCUUUGGGGUCAGUCCUGUGAUCUUUUCUGUCAACUCCUUUCCUUUUGAAUCAUAGGAGUGUGUUUUCCUCCAGUCAGGAAUGUUCAUCAUCUCCAGGUGGGAGAGGGAGGUUUGAUCCCAACAAGCUACACUGAGGCAAAAAAGUACCUGUGCCUUACAUCAACUAGGGCUGUACAUGGCAUUGGCUGCUCAAGUGAGUGAUCUUGGUGUAAAAAGACAAUUAUAGUGGUAGUGCAGAUGCAGCUCAGGUGCAGUCGUUGUCAUUAGCUUUCCCCUUGACCUGACCUAAACUCCAUCAGUUUUCCUAGUCUAAACAAACCCUGAGCAUCAUGGUUAUACUGUUUCCCCAUUUCAAAGCAAUUGUUAGACAUCAAGUUCCCCCUUGGGGAACAAAUUGUUUCAUUCCCAGUUGCUCUGAUGUUACUUCAGGUUGUGCUGGAGAGCAGAUAUUUUUACUACCAUUUUCCUCACUUAAAAUAUAUUGAACUAUAACAAAGGGCAGGAAAAAGGAAAAAUGUCAUUUCUCCUCUGUAACAACAGAAGAAGAUAGGAUAAGUCAGAGGGAUUCCCUUAUUCCCCAUCUCCAGCCCAGUCCCCCGUUGUUCAAUUGGUUAGGUCAAUAUUUUUUCUAAAGGGUUGGGAAGAGGAUUCCUUAGUAAAUGACUUCUAACUAAAGCAAAAUACCCGUGCAUUUGGCUCCUAAAGCAGUUGUGGCCCAGGCCCUGAAGGAGGUUGCUCCUGAAGAUCUCUCCUUCCUAAUCAGGUGCAUGUUGCCUAUUAUUUGGGAAAUAGAAUCCCUGUCUAGGUAGAGAUGAGAAAAAUGGAAGUGACAUUUCUGUUCAGCUCACACCUGGGAGAUGCUGCAAACGUGUAGAAAAUGAAAUCCAUGUUGAAUGUGAUACAGCUGCAGAAAGGUACCUAUUUUUUAUAGAUACCUGACAUUUGGUGUCUUACAGGGAUUCUAAGAAGCACCUGAAUUUAGUCCCUAAUUUAAAUCUGUGCCACCAGAUUAAAGAAAUAAAAGGGCAUAUUUGGGGGAGUUAUACCUCACUAUCGCUAC
This is a messenger RNA of Dermochelys coriacea (leatherback sea turtle), 2811 nucleotides long. Its product is annotated as zinc finger protein OZF-like. Gene Ontology annotation, molecular function: DNA-binding transcription factor activity, RNA polymerase II-specific; RNA polymerase II cis-regulatory region sequence-specific DNA binding. The transcript is spliced from 3 exons. NCBI's taxonomy places the organism in Eukaryota, Metazoa, Chordata, Testudines, Dermochelyidae. Gene Ontology annotation, biological process: regulation of transcription by RNA polymerase II. The record is from RefSeq and is a predicted model, not a curated record. Bases 1 to 1617 code for a protein of 538 amino acids.